UAGUUCGCGUCAUGCCAUGGUUUGUGCGGCCGCUAGUUGAAGUGCUGCAUUCUUGGUUACUGGAUGUGUACCCUUGACCUACCUGCCUUCACACUCCGGUGAGCGUCGUGUCGGCCGCAGCGGCCGUAGUGAAGAGUCGACUGUUGUGCUUAGUAGAUCACGUGACUCCCUCUCCUCCGUGCCCCCCUUACACCUGAACUUGACGGAGUCGCUGGAGUUGUUCGCGACUCGCGACCGGUACCGCAGGCAGUCACUCUCCUGCUACAGCCACCGUGGCGUCCCCCAACGUGUGACAUGACAGGUGAUAACAACGCCCAGUGAACUCUUUCAGUUUGGAUCUGCCAACCCCUUGCCAUGGCGACCAAGAGAGACCAGAGGUCUGUGGCAGCCGAACAGUUCAUCCAGGAGAAGCAGGCACAGGAGGAGAAGGAUCUCAAGGAACAUGGACAAGUCAAGCACGUCAGUACCUUCAGGCAGGCAUUGCCACAGGUAUUGGCAAGUACAGCUAAAAAUCUCAUACUACUCGACCUGGGAAUGACGAUUGCAUUUCCCACGAUUGUCAUUCCAGUUUUACUCAAGGCGAAAUCUGGACUGUCUUUUAGCACCACACAAGCAUCAUGGUUUGGUAGCAUUGGGUUCAUAUGCCAGCCCCUGGGCAGCGUGUUGUCAGGUAUCGUUCUGGAGCCAUUGGGUAGGAAGUACUCUAUGUUGCUGGUCAACGUCCCCCACAUCUUCGGCUGGUAUCUGUUCUACUCUGCAAGCUCACUGGUCACUCUCUUCACUGCUAUCAUCAUCAUGGGCUUAGGUGUGGGUUUCAUGGAAGCUCCAAUUAUAACCUACGUUGGUGAAAUCAGCGAACCCAGAUUCAGAGGUAUCCUGACUUCAUACGCUGGGAUAUUCGUCUCUCUAGGGUUCGUGCUGAUCUACGCGAUGGGGAACUUCACAGACUGGCAACACGUAGCAGCAAUCAGUUGUUGUGUGCCUAUCAUCACAAUCAUCGCCAUAUCACAAGUACCUGAGACUCCACUAUGGCUGCUGUCCCGAGGCAGACUGGAGGAGGCAGAGAAGGCUUUGUGUUGGCUGAGAGGCUGGGUGGAUCCACGAGCUGUGCGACAAGAGCUCACAGAGAUGAUCCGCUACAGCGAGUCGUCCCAACUUCGGAAACCACAAGCAGAACAACUAGAGCGAGCUGCGUACACCAACCAAGUGUCACUUGAGGAUGAAGAAAGAGGAGAUAAGAACUCUGUCAGUUUAUCACCCAACGUCAAGAGUGACGGUGAUAUCAGUAAAACUAGUGACUCAGAAAAAACUAGUGAGUUUGUGACUGUUGAUUUAGCAGAUUCAUCAAACACAAAGCAUCUGCAAAUCAACAAUAAUGGAGUUAAUAUGAAAAAAGGUGACUGUGAUAAUACAGGGGUUCAUGAGACUGACUGGAAAGUACGACUGAAAGACUUUUUGAGACCUGAAAUGUUGCGGCCUUUGGGUCUCGUUAUUGGUUUCUUCUUCUUCUUGAAUACUUCAGGCAUCACGGCAAUGAGGCCAUACUUGAUUAAAAUAUUUGAGAAAUUGGAUUUUCCAGUCAGCCCAUAUCGAUCUACUGUGGUGUUCUCAGUGAUACAGUUCACUGCCAACAUCUUGUGCAUGGUGACGGUGCGAUGGACAGGCAAGCGACCCAUGGCACUAAUAUCGCUGCUAGCCUGUGCCAUAUCUACCACUACGACAGGCUUGUACACUGUGUUCUCUGAACCUCAAGCACCCUCUCAGUCCGGCUGGCUGCCUUUCCUCAUGUUCAUGGUGCUUCAGUUCUUCACAGGCUAUGGUGUCGCUCCUGUACCUUGGAUGCUUGUCAGUGAAGUUUUUCCAUUCAGAGGGCGCAGUUUUGCAAGUGGUGUGGCAGCAGCAGCCUCUUAUAUCUUGGGUUUCGUUGGCACAAAGACAUUCCUCGGUCUGGAGAUGAACCUGGGUCUAGGAGGUGUCUUCUUGCUGUACGGCAGUCUCAGCUUCAUAGGGACCGUGUUCCUGUACUUCAUCAUGCCCGAGACAGAGGGACGCUCUCUCGAACAGAUUGAGCAAGAUUAUAAGACAAAAAAAUAGCAUAACAUGACCAGCAAGAGUUAUUACACCUCAAGUGAUAUUAUAGUUUAAACAUUAUGUGUAAAAAUAUUUGUAUAUGUGAUAAUUAUUAUUUAUUUUAUAAAAAAAUAUUUAAAAGAAAA
Molecule: messenger RNA, 2216 nt
Organism: Homalodisca vitripennis (glassy-winged sharpshooter)
Lineage: Eukaryota; Metazoa; Arthropoda; Insecta; Hemiptera; Cicadellidae
Product: facilitated trehalose transporter Tret1-like
Exons: 8
Coding region: 355-2094 (579 amino acids)
Biological process (GO): transmembrane transport
Cellular component (GO): membrane
Molecular function (GO): transmembrane transporter activity
Source: RefSeq, a predicted model, not a curated record